Messenger RNA from Closterium sp. Naga37s-1, 2439 nucleotides. The record is from the annotation of a GenBank genome assembly. Lineage: Eukaryota; Viridiplantae; Streptophyta; Zygnematophyceae; Desmidiales; Closteriaceae.
AUGGGGCUCGAGAAGGAUAAGGAAAGGUCUCGGAGGGAUGGCCGUGUGAUGGAAGGCUGUGGCGGAUGGUGCAUGCCGUCUGCAGCGUUGCGUAUUCCUCCCGCUGCUCAUGCUGCUCCCGCUGGGCCUAUUCCUCCCGCUGCUGAGCCCGCCGCAACCGAGCAGACCGUUGCGGCUGGCGCAGAGCGCGCAAGGCCUUCCGCGGAAGCUGCCGCCGCGAAAGCGGGGACAGGGCGGGGGGGGAAUUGCGGCGGGCGGAAGGUGGGUGAACGGGAAGAGCGGGAGAGGCGGGAGAGCGAGGAGGAGGGAGUGCCGAUGCUGACGAUGACGAUGACGGCGAGUCUGACGGCGUGCAGUGAGGAGGCGUGCGGAGGCGGAGGAGGAACCGGGGGGGGCGGCGGAGUUGAUCUGAUGGAUGCGGAGGUGCCGGCGGUGAUGGAUAUCGACUGGGAGGACCGGCGCAACCCGCUCGCCGCCACGGCGUACGUGCGCGACAUAUACGCGCUGUACCGCCGCAUGGAGAGGGAGACGAUGGCGGCGGAGAGCUACAUGAGCCAGCAGGCGGACAUCAACGACAAGAUGCGCGCCAUUCUCCUCGACUGGCUAAUCGAGGUCCAUCUCAAGUUCAAGCUCAUGCCGGAAACGCUCUUCCUCACCGCCAACCUCAUCGACCGUUACCUGUCCCUCGCGCCCGUGCGCCGGCGCAACCUGCAGCUCGUGGGUGUGACCGCCAUGCUCAUCGCGUCCAAGUACGAGGAGAUCUGGGCGCCCGAGGUGCGCGAUUUCGUGUACAUAUCGGAUAACGCGUACAGCCGCGCGGAGGUGAUUGCGUUGGAGAAGGAGAUGUUGAACGCGCUGCGGUUCCAGCUCACGGCGGACCUACAGCCAUGCGUGAGGAUGAUGGCAGAGCUGCAGCACAAGGCGGGCAGAGGGAAUCUAACUGCCGUUUACAAGAAGUACAGCAACCCCAAGUUUGGAGAAGUGGCCAAGCUGCCUCAUUUCGCCAAAUCGCCCACCCGUCUCCCUUUCCGUCGCGCGUCACGUCGCCAUCUCGUCGCCCGUCCCGUCGCCCUCUUCGUCGCCCUCUCUCCCCUCCUCUCCUCCCGUCGGCCUCUCUCUCGCCCCUCCCUACCGAUCGCCCUCCCGUCGCUCGCCCCGUCGCGCUCUCUCUCUCCGCUCCCUUCCCGUCGCCCUCUCUCUCGCCCCUCCCUUCCCGUCGCGCUCUCUCUCUCCGCGCCCUUCCCGUCGCCCUCUCUCUCGCCCCUCCCUUCCCAUCGCUCUCUCUCUCUCCGUUCCGCCCUCUCUCUCGCUCCUCCUUCGAAUCGCGCUCUCUCUCCGCUCCCUUCCCGUCGGCCUCUCUCUCCGCUCCCUUCCCGUCGCGCUCUCUCUCUCCGCUCCCUUCCCGUCGCCCUCUCUCUCGCCCCUCCCUUCCCGUCGCGCUCUCUCUCUCCGCUCCCUUCCCGUCGCCCUCUCUCUCGCCCCUCCCUUCCCGUCGCGCUCUCUCUCUCCGCUCCCUUCCCAUCGCCCUCUCUCUCGCCCCUCCCUUCCCGUCGCGAUCUCUCUCUCCGCUCCCUUCCCGUCGCCCUCUCUCUCGCCCCUCCUACCCGUCGCGCUCUCUCUCUCCGCGCCCUUCCCGUCGCCCUCUCUCUCGCCCCUCCCUUCCCAUCGCGUUCUCUCUCUCCGCUCCGCCCUCUCUCUCGCUCCUCCCUUCGAAUCGCGCUCUCUCUCCGCUCCCUUCCCGUCGCGCUCUCUCUCUCCGCUCCCUUCCCAUUGCCCUCUCUCUUUCUGCUCCCUUCCCAUCCUCCCUUCUCGCUCGCCUCGAAUAGCCCUCCCGGCGACCUUCGACUCUCCCAUCACGUAUGCCCUCCUUUCUCCGUCGCCUCUCUCGUUCUCCCUCUGCUAUCGCGUCAGCGUGACCCUUUCCGUACUCUGUUAUUGUGUUUGGUUUGUUUGUUUUUUCUGUCUUUCCAUCUAUUCUCGACACCCUCUCUCCCGCCGCCUAUCCUCUCUCCCGUCGCCCUCCCGUUUCCCGUCGCCCUCCCGUUUCCCGUCGCACUCCCGUUUCCCGCCCCCCUCCCGUUUCCCGUCGCCCUCCCUUUUCCCGUCGCCCUCCCGUUUCCCGUCGCCCUCGCGUUUCCCGUCGCCCUCCGGUUUCCCGUCGCCCUCCCGUUUCCCGUCGCCCUCCCUUCUUCCGUCACCCUCCCUUUUCCCGUCGCCCUCGCGUUUCCCGCCCUCCCGUUUCCCGUCGCCCUCCCGUUUUCCGUCGCCCUCCCGUUUCCCGUCGCCCUCCCGUUUCCCGUCGCCCUCGCGUUUCCCGUCGCCCUCCCGUUUCCCGUCGCCCUCCCGUUUCCCGUCGCCCCCCUUCUUCCGUCGCCCUCCCGUUUCCUACGCCCUCCCUUCCCGUCGCCCUCCCGCCUCAAGUCCAAGGCAGCACAUUGA